Messenger RNA from Ceraceosorus bombacis, 4549 nucleotides. The record is from the annotation of a GenBank genome assembly. Lineage: Eukaryota; Fungi; Basidiomycota; Exobasidiomycetes; Ceraceosorales; Ceraceosoraceae.
AUGGUGCUACAAGUCAUGCAGCCAUCUGCCCAAGUCUCGCCAGACCCAAACAAAUUCGAUGGCAAGGCAGGUCGAGAUGUGAGCGGUGAAGCAGAGAAGCUGCUGGUGGAGAGUCGCAACUCGGCAGGGGUCGUUGCCGCCAUCACCGGCUCGAGCGCAUUGAGCAGGCUGGCUGCCAGUGGUCCCAGUGAGUCAGGAUGGCAGGGCUGAACCUACACUCAACAGGCGCACAUACGUGUCCUCUAACACCGCUCUCCUCACCAACUCCGUGCGCAAUGCUAGCCUUGCUACCCACCCAAAUUGCCGAAUUUGUCACCUCGCUCUCCCUCUUGGCGCGCGUCUCUCUCAAAUCUGCGGCCUUCUUCAUCGAAGUGGUGCUGGAAGGCGCAAAGUACGGCACAGGAUUCGGCCUUGGACUGACUCGUCGAGCUCUCAUCUCGGCCGUCGGCUCUGCUCGUGCUCUUCACGCUUUGAAAUCCGGCGAGGACUGGAGGCCGGGAGAGCUGACGCACGAUGACCGGUGAGAGCGCGCACAGGCAGAGCUGCGACUGAAUGCGCUCCGUGGCAAUGCUUGCUGAUCGCCUCGGCAAUGCAACCUCCUCCAGCGACGGAUUUCUCGCGGUCCUGGACAGGUACACCAGGUGAGUCCCUCGACUGCAGGCCUGCACGCACUCUGCUGAUCACGACCCACACGCACUUUUAUGUCCAGCCUGGGCAUUUACCUCAUCCACUCCAGCUUUACCAUGGCAGAACUCUUUGCCAUGUCCGGAUUCUACCUCGUCGACGCGUCCCUAAAGACUGGCUUGAACGCAGCAAACGAGUCAGUGCGCCUCAUCGACGGCAUCUUUGGCUCCAACGAAACGAGUCGAGCGCUGGCAUCCUUUAUCGGCCUUGUACGUCGCGAGCUGCUAUCAGACGAGGAGUAUGCAGCGGCCACCGGCGGUCACUGGUGGGGUCUGGCAGCACUGACAAAGGCCUUGACAACAUUUGCCGUCGUGCAAAACGCAACGUAUCGCAGGACGGCGCAUACACACCGCAUGCGCGUGCUGUACGAUUGCACGCUGCUAGGAGAGGCAGAGUAUCGCGGCUGGAAAGCUAGCGCCUUGAUCGUUGGUCCAGGCAACUUCAACAAGGCCAAGUCCAGUCCGCACACUACCAAAGCAUUGCCUGCUCCUCCCAGCGCCGAGCGUCUGACCCCACCCUCUGAAGGCUUGCUUGCAUCCAUCAAGGGGCGCUUUUCUCGUGAUGUGACACCGAGACCGGAGAUGGCUGCUCGCAGAUUGUCCCGCGCAUCCUUGCUUUCUGGAACUGGCUUCGAGGAACCCUGCUUUACGGAUGUGACCUCACCGCGUCGUCCAGACUCGCUGCGCUUGUCUCCUCGCCAAGCAGCUAGGCAGACCGACUCCGUCACUCACGACUUGCAAUUUUUGGUCGGCGCCGAGGGCGACAGCCAGAGUGAGAGCGAUGACGACUCGGUCGCUUCGACCGCAGGGACCGUCUUGGGACGCACAAGAAUGCAGCGGAGCCAGCUACCCCGCGAUGUGCAACGCGUCAUUUCUAAUGCGGACGAUGCGGGGCUGCGCAAAGGCGUGGUGCUGGAGCCUGCAUCAGCGUCAAAGGCUCCAGUACGGCAGGUAGUCAGGAGACAAGGUCAAAAGGGAGCGCGAGAGGAAGUUUUCGAGAUUACGACAGAGACUGUCGAAGUGGUGGAAACGACCACAACGGUUCAACAGAGCGCUUCCAAGCCUGCUCAUUCUGGGCCUUUCGGUUUCCGCAAAGCGAGCCCUUUCAAGGCUUUGAUGGGCCAGUCUGCGUCUCCUGCGCGUCGACCUCAGGUGACGCGGGCUGAGGAUGAUGUGGAGGAUGACUUGCGGGAUUUGGCAAUGCGCGAGCGCGACGUGCGCUCGCUAUCGCGCGAGGAGCAACAUACUGCAGAGGAAGAAGAUUGGACUCAGAUUUUGAGCACGCCUCGUGGAGCUGCUGCCGCUUUCGCCAAUGAGAAUCGCAAUGGGGACGACGCUCACAAUUCGCAAGUCGUAGAGCUCUUGCACAAUGCGAUGGAUCCCGGUCGCAUACCCACGGAACCGAACGGUGGUCCAGCAGCUUCGAUCGCCGCGCGCUCUCGAUCGGACAUGCUCGAGCAGCCGGAUCAAGCUCGUCAGCGACUUCAAGUGACGCUCAAGACAAUGACGCGCAAGCUGACGCAGAGGAAGCGGGUCAUUCGACGUCUUGAUGCCGAAUACGAUCGAGAUGAAGGACUGGUCGCAGGUCCAAGCAGCGACACACCGUCGCAAGCUCUAAGCUCAAAGUCCGGAUCUGCAAGUCAACUUGAUCACAUCAAAUACAGAGCUGAGCAAGGCAAGUCAGCCAGGACCACAUUUGGCUUGCAAGACGCCUUUGCACGGAGCAAAAAAGCAAUGCCACCUCCUGUGCAAAAGGACGAGGCGCCGAAAAGGCUCGGUCUUGGACUGCACGUUCCUGGUCAGCAGUCAGCUGCUGCGACGAAUCAGAGUCAACCGCGGUCGAGUCAGUGGGACUCGCGUAGCUCUAAUGUGCAACUUUCAGCCUCGUCGAACCACACGAGAAACGGGCUUCGAGACUCGCGGCAGCAGCCCCAGGCGCCGCCUAGAGGAAAUUCCAAAUUACGCAGUGGCCACUCCCACGCCCUUCAAGACGAUGCGCACAAGAUGCUCCCCGAGCCUCCUGCAUCGAAGCGGAGGUCGCGAGCUCUGUCGAUCACAUCUGUGCAAUCCUUUAGCUCUCGCCUACACACCUCGACGACCUCCAGCACUCCCCGUCAAGGAGAAGAAGAGCAUGGGCCUGGCUCCUCUUAUACCCUCUUCCCAAAGCAGCAUCUGGUGACCAACCUGCGGCGUUUCAUGCGCCACGCAAGUGCGGCCUACGGUCAGGUGCGUUACCCCUCGGCAGCGUCUGCAAUGGCGAAAUCAGCUGAUGCAUGUGAUGCUGCGCCCGCAGAAUUUCAUGCGAAUCUUUGGGAUUGGCGAAGCAGACGUCAUCUUUGGCGAUACAACUAAGCACCAUUCCAACGUCUACAGCUUUUGGUGAGAAUAUGCACUGCUGCACGCUUGCAUUGCCACGCUGACUUGGCGCCCCCUUCCAGCCACCACGUCGGCAUUCCCACAGACCACGUCCUGCUCAGCUCUUACACCGAGGGUGGCGAAGCGCCCUUCCAUAGCCCCGACAUUCCACCCGUAGUCAACUACGUCAGCAUCGACGACGUCUCGAAAGCCAUUGUUCUCACCUGCCGAGGCACGUUGGGACUCUCUGACAUCUUGACAGAUCUCACCUGCGAGUUUGAAGAUACUUGGGUGGAUGGCGGCAGACCGGAUCACGUCUACAAGGUGCAUGCUGGCAUGGCUGCUUCAGCCAGACGCCUCGCCUCCCCUGGCACCACGGUCCACAAGACGCUGCGUCUGGCGCUCGAGAGCAGGCCAGACUAUGGUCUCGUGCUGACAGGGCAUUCGCUAGGAGCAGGCGUCACCUCCAUGCUCGCGCUCGAUUGGAGCUCCCCGGCAGACGUUUUUCAACAACGCGUGCUUGCUCGGCCAGAGGAUGCCGCAGACGUUCGUCAUCCUCGCAUCUAUACGCCUUUCGUCACGUCCCUCGAUUCCGGUCUGCCAGCUGGUCGUCCUAUCCACUGCUUUGCAUACGGUCCACCCGCGAUCAUGACGCCAGAUCUGAGUCGUUACUGCCGAGGUCUGAUCACAUCCGUGGUGCACGCGUUUGACAUUGUGCCUUGCUUGUCGCUCGGCACCCUGCACGACCUGAAACGCGUUGCUGCGUCGUUGAGUCACGAGCAGGAAUCAGCCAUGGCUCAAGAGGUGCUCGGUCGAGUCGUCGGCCUGUACCAGCGGCGCCGCCGUCUCCAGGGCGAUGUUCCGACGUCGGAUGCACAGGGAGCACCAGCGAUAGACGCUACGCCUCGGCCUACGGACGUGCCUCUCCACGAGCGAGAGCAAGAGCUCGAGCUGAAAGAGCUCGCUGCUGGCAGACCGCGUAACAGAGCUGGUGAUCCUGGCUACAAGGACCCUCGUUUGACCGUCGAGCCAGAAGAAGCGACGAGCGCGCCUACCGACAGUACGGACGGAGAUUUGACAGAUUGGCUGUGGUCGCUCAUAAAGACGAUGCGCGCGGACAUGUCUUCCCUCAAGCUCGUUCCUCCGGGCCAGGUGCUUUGCAUCGAAGCUUGGGCCGUUUACGUCACACCAAAGACGCGCGGCGGCUCCACGUCGAUGCGCGGAUCGGAGGCGGCGGAUAAACAGCAGUCCGAGGCGCAUCGCGUCGUCUUGCGACAAUGCGAAGACGUCGAGAAGCGAUUUGCGGAGCCCAUCUUUGCCAGAUCAAUGAUUCGAGAUCACGUCCCCACAUCUUGUGAGUGUCGGCGCGUCGAGCCGCUCUUCAGUCGUCGAACGCUGACGGCGACUUGCGCGACGCAGACGAGCUCUGCACGCAGCUGCUCUUUGACAGCGUUGUUUCGCAAGAGGAGAGGGAGGAAACGGACCAUCGCGAGUCAAGAGGAGAGUCUUGA